Molecule: messenger RNA, 2036 nt
Organism: Chara braunii
Lineage: Eukaryota; Viridiplantae; Streptophyta; Charophyceae; Charales; Characeae
Source: the annotation of a GenBank genome assembly
GCAAUCCGACAUAAUUCGUCGGUCUUCUUGAUUUCAUUAGCAAGAGGGGAGAGGGUGUCGUCUUCCUAGGGAAGCCGCACGCGCAAAGCGUGUGGGAACUUAUGAAGGCACGUUGUCGCGAUGGAAUGGAACUCCGACUUGUUGCAAUUCACGAUGCAACUCGUCAAAAGUGAGGUCAAUUCGGGGGCCGACAAUUGCGAGUUCAUGGUUUGGAAGGCAACACGGGAUCGGGUGUGGAGCAACAAGACGGAUAUGUGGUUCAAGUUGAAUGAGAGGAAGAGGAACAAGAUAUACGACUUCUUGUUUCUGCAAACGCAGCCGAGGAAGAACACUUACGCCGAGUACGUCCGCGACAAGGACCACAUGUUGGCGUUGCUCGACAACCACCACUUUGCCUCCCGCAUGAACGCGAAGACCUUCCUCGAAAGGCUGCAAUCCCUGUACUUCGUCAAGUCCAAGAAGGAGUUGAAGUUCAGCAGUUAUGCUUCCUUGAUCUGCACUGACGACGAGUCAACCACCGGUGUCGAGUUCGGCGCCAACGCGAAGGAGGAGGAGAGCGACACCGAGAGCCUCGACCUGCAGUAUGACGCACCUUUGGCGGAGCACGCCCGAGGGUCCUCGUCGGUCGGUCCGUCAACAAGCCCCACACCCCUCGUGUUGCUGAUGGCCAAACCGACGUCGGGCGCUACGCUGAUGAAGUUGUUGGAGAGACUGAAAGCUCUAGCUGUCCCCCAACGCGCAUUGCGUCCCGGGUCCAACGUCUCGCCCGAUCAUCCAUCUUGGAAGGAUGACAACAUUCACUUCCUUCUUGAGCCACAAAGUCAUUCGCCUGAGGUGGACUGGGGCCAUGGCAUGAUCUGGCAUCCAAGAGUCAUCCAGCCCGCGACACAAAAGGGCGAGUGGAUCAUGGCCGUCGUAGUCCCGGGCGCAGGAUGGGUGUCCAUCCCUGGCGAGUCGAAGUCCACUUUCCUCCACCUCGCGAGGAUUUCGGUCCUCCAAAAAGUGAGGGUCGAAAAUGACACGUUUGCACCCGACGACUUAUCCGUCGUUUCCACAGUCGGGCGACUGUUCGACGAGCUUCAGGACAAGUGCUGGUUGGAACUGACGGAGGACUGCUACGAGGUCGACACGAGCCCGUCGAAGGGCAUGGUGGACUGGAAAGUGCCCCCUCCCAGUGGGGCGCACGGGAGUUCCGGGGGGGGGGCACCAGGCGGUGGAGGGACGGGGUUGGUAGUGCGGGGGGUGGCAAAGGAGUCCCACCUAGUGGGGAGGGCGGGUCUCACGAUGGCACCACGACAUCGGGAGGCAGCGGUGGGGUGGCGGGUUUUGCCGUCGAUCGACAUCCGUCUAUUGGCCCCAGGGCGGAGCAUGCGACGCAGUCCGUCGACCUCCCGACUUCAUCCGCCGGCUCAGCGAGGGAGACGAUGGCAGCCUUGGUUGCUCUCGGAUCCCACAAUUGGCAGCGGUGCGGUGAGGGACGGGAAUGUGUCGCCUGAGCGGGGAAGACGGCCACUAGGAUUGGAGCGAGAGGCUACAAGAGCAGCGUCCGGCGACACGGAGACGACGAAGUCCGCCAAGAUCCGAACUUCUUUAGGCGGGGGGGUUCGGCCAGGGAUUGUCGUGCCGCCGGGAGGGGCAGCAUGCACGCAGACAGAAGGAGCUGAAUUGCAUGAAAGGGAAGGAGGGGAGGAAAUGGAGGAAGGGAAGGAAGGGGAAGAAGGGGAGGAAGAAGGGGAAGCAGGGGACGAAGGAGAGGAAGGGGGAGAAACGAAGCUGAUUGAAUUCCUUGAAGGAAGAGAGGGUGCCGAAGGGGACGUGGGUAUUGGAGACGACGAAGGGGAGGACAGUGAGGACGAUGCCGGAUCUGUAAAGUCGUCUGACAAGUUCGGACAAUUGUACGGAGAGCAUCGUGAGGAUAAUGUCGACGACGAUGCCACAACAAUGGAGAUGGAAACACAGGUGGUUAGCAAGUUCUGCAGAGCCUGAAGACUAUGAGGUCCAACCACUCACGUUCGUCAUCGAUCUGCAACACCGGU